AUGGCGAAGGACAAGACGAAGGUGUUCACGAAGAUGUACUCGCCCGUGCCGAACGGGGAACAGUUCGCUGGAGGAGCGGAAAGCAAGGGUGGGAGUGCUAACAUCGACUAUGCUGACAACAGUGAAGACGACAGCGAUGACUCUGAAGAUCGCGAAGCAGUCGAUUCGCCUCCAUGUUCCGAGCGCCACACCAAGCAGACUCAAAAUCCGGCGGCUGGCCAGAGCAAGGCUGCGAUGUCGAGUGCCAGGAUCCAGAAGCGCACUUGGACGCCAACUCCCGACCUGACUGAAAAAACUGCCAAGCAAGCCAAGAUUGCUCCGCCCAAGCCACGGAUGGCCCUACCCAGGAUAAAGGUCAUCGUGCCUAUUUCUUCAAUGGCUGCUACCUCCACGACGUCCCACAUGGAGGUCGACACAAGCAUGCAGACACAGAGACUGUGGACACAACCACUUCUCGGGCAGACAGGAGCCGACAAGGAAGCUAUGAUUCAAGCUGACCUGAUGAUGCAGCGACUGAAGGAGGUGUAUGAAGCCAGCAAGUCUGCUUAUGACACCAGUUCUGCUCUUCAAGCCAAUGUCCGAUACGUUGCCCUAGAGAAGGAGAAGAUCCAGCUCCAACUGGACUUAGAGCUCACCAAGAAGAACUUGAAGCAAGCUCAAGAGGAGGUGAAGACCAUGGGAGGUAACAUUUCGCUGACUACGGUUAUUGAGGAGCUGAAGAAGGAAGCUGCCCAACUUAAGGAGGAAAAGACCGUGUUGGCUGACAAAGUGGACCAGCUCACCCAGAAGAGGGACGAUCUAGAGAAAUAUUUGGGGGGCUUUGCAAAGAAGAUGUACGGCAUGCUGGAAGAGUUUUGCCAGAACUUUGGAGAGGAGACAGACCAGAUCGAGAUGAGUUUAGGCCCCCACCAAGUCACUCAUGAAGGACGUAGUGGCUCUGAACAUGUUGCGCCUCGAAGCUCAUCUCGAAGAUUGAGGGGCACGGACCCCGGCGACCGCGCCGCCCCGCGCUCGGACGCCGACGCCCAUCCCAGCGCUGCCCCUCGCCCUCCUCCCCGGAGCCCCUCUCGCCGCGACGCCCCCGCCUCUGCGCCGACCUUGGUGAACGCCGUCGGCACCGCGCCGUUCGCCACCGUCCUCCUCAUCCCGCUGGACCACCGGCCACCCGAGCCCACUGCCAUCCCCGUCCGGCUCCCGGUGAGCCGCGCCUGCCUUCCCCCUCUCGAAAACCCCCUCCCGCGCUCGCUGCGUCCAGCGUGCUCGGCCAUGCUUGCCGCCCUCCGACCCCGCGCUCGCCGCGGCCAGGCCGCGCCUUGGCCGCGCCCGGUGCCCGCUUUGGCCACGCCCACCAUGCGCCUUGUUGCCAGCCGCGCCGCGUCGACCGCGCCCGUCCGUGCCCACCCUUGCUGCGCCGCUCGUCGCCUCGCCGCGCUCGCCGCCGCCUCGCGUACGCUCUCGCGCCAACCGCUGCCUCCCGCUACUGCCGCGCCGCCUCGCUCCCCACCUCGUCGCAUGGCCGCGCCCGCGCCGUCCUUGCCCCGCCGCGGCUCCCGCUCUGCUCCGGCCAUGCCACCACCUCCAGCCGACGCCGUAGCCGCCCCGCUCGCCGGCCUCUCUGCUCUGCUGCCCACCGCCCGCGUCGCCACAGCCAUUGCUUGCCCCGGCCAUCCCUCCAACGCCUCCCCUGGCCCUGGCCGCCGGCGCCGGCGUGCGCUAUCAAGGGGCACGGACCCCGACGACCGCGCCGCCCCUCACUCGGACGCCGACGCCCAUCCCGGCGCCGCCCCUCGCCCUCCACCCCGGAGCCCCUCUCGCCGCGACGCCCCCGCCUCUGGGCCGACCUUGGUGAACGCCGCCGGCGCCGCGCCGUUCGCCACCGUCCUCCUCAUCCUGCUGCCCCACCGGCCACCCGAGCCCACUGCCAUCCACGUCCGGCUCCCGGCUAAUGAUCCAUUUCGGAAGAGGAAAACGCAGGAUAAGCCGGCAAAACCGGCUCGUGUCAAAACCAAGGCCACCAAGAAGUCUACCAAGAAGACUACUGAAUCUGCUGACGAUAAUGAGAAUAAUGAGACGACGCAGAGGCCAGCUGUGCAGGUGACGCAGAGGGGCCAGGCCAAGCCUAGCAAGAAAGCGAAACUAAAUAAGCCGGCCGACGAUCUCAAUCUGUCUGAGCCGGAAAAACAACAGCCAGAACUUGCUAGCCCAAUUACUGAUGCCACCCUUAAUGGUCCUGCACCACAAGAUCAUGGAGUUUCUCUAGAUGAUAUGGAUGUUGAGCCGGUUCUCUCUAUGUCGCCAGGCCUAAUUAAGCCUGCUGAGGAGAAGAUUGAUGACGUUAUUGUCACCGGCGUUGGAUUCACAGCUCCGGGUCAACCAACUGUCUUAUCCCAGCACAGCGCAAAAGAAGAAAUUUCUGCUGAAGAUAAAGGCAAAUGGAAAACGGACUUGGAGAGCUAUACUCAUUUCAGUGCUCAAGAUCUCCACUCUGGUUAUUUAAACCGUCUGUACACCAGCCGUGACUUUGAAGCCGGCUUAGUGAACCCGAUGAAGGAGCGCUAUGAGACUGAGCUUAGCAGUAAAGAAUCCCAAGUCGCUGACCUUCAGGAGAACAUUAAAUCUCAACAAGCAGAAACCUCCAAGGCCAAGGAUGAAUUAACUAGUGCCUUAGCAGUGAUGGAGAAACUGAAGGAAAGCUUCAAGGCUCAACAAGCGGGUUGGGAUACAGAGAAGCCAGCCCUGCUGAAGAGAGCCGAGGAUGCUAAGGCGGCCCUUAAGCCGGUAUCUGCAGAGCUCGCCGGCUUAAGACAGCAAAUCAAUGCCAUGACCACUGCUGUUUUUGGAUCCCGGGUUACCCAUCUUGGCUCAGACAUGCGGAAAAAACUUAAAGCUGCUUAUACGCUCAUAGAACAGCUAUAUACUGGCGCACAGCGGGUUAUCUGCACAACUACUCACAACAAACCGGCUCCAACCCUUAUCAAGGAUACGUUGGAUAAACUAUCUAUGCUGCCUGCACGGAUUGAAGAGUUGAAGAAAUCAGCUGCAAGAGCCGGUGCCCUUACCGCACUAACCCGGGCCAAAGCGUGGCUAGUUGAUCUUGACCCGGCCGACCUAGCAAACGGCUUUCCAAGCAUAAAAGAGGAUGGGUCACCCUUCACUGCAGAUGACUUCGCCGCCCUUACAAGAGAAAUGCGUUCUUUGUCUAGCAAACUGGUUGAAGAUACUGAUCUUACACAUUACCAACCGGUUUAUGAUGCCAACAAUAAGAAGGUGAAGGCGCCGACUCAUGAUGCUUCAGACCUGACUCGUCUGAUCCGUAAGCACACUUAUGCCCCUGACGUUGACCCAUCCACACUUAUAAGUAAUGAAGUUGUAUUCAGAGCUUUAACUGGGAUCGACUGGUCGACCACUGACUUCUAG
Messenger RNA from Aegilops tauschii subsp. strangulata, 3417 nucleotides. The record is from RefSeq and is a predicted model, not a curated record. NCBI's taxonomy places the organism in Eukaryota, Viridiplantae, Streptophyta, Magnoliopsida, Poales, Poaceae.